Messenger RNA from Colletotrichum truncatum, 633 nucleotides. RefSeq lists its product as uncharacterized. The record is from RefSeq and is a predicted model, not a curated record. NCBI's taxonomy places the organism in Eukaryota, Fungi, Ascomycota, Sordariomycetes, Glomerellales, Glomerellaceae.
AUGCAUCCUUACGUGGAGCUGACUCUAAGUCGGAUCCUGAAAAGCUCCCGCGGCCAUGACUCCAAGUCUUUUUACGCUUCACCGGCAUUCGUCUCACACGCAGAGCAGACCAUCACCGUGACGUCUCCGGAUUGUGGGCCGUCGCCCGCCGCGCUUGGCAAGGAAUACAUCAAUGAGGGAGGCGGCAGGAUGCCCGCACUCUCGUGGACUGCGCCUGAAGAUAUCGACUCAAAGGUCAAGGAGUGGCUCAUUGUUUCCGAGGACCCGGAUGCGCCCCUGCCAACGCCCAUCUGCCAUGGAGUAUACGGUGGGAUUCCGUCAGGUAGGAGGGAAGUGAGUCCGAAAGACUUUGAAAUUGAGGAUGAGACCAAAUCGCUCCUCAAAGGUGGCUUUCACUGGGGGAAAGGGCGAAGAGAGGGCGUAUAUGUGCCACCACGGCCAUUAAUGAACCACGGCCCGCAUCGGUACUUCUUCGAGGUUGUGGCACUGGGUGAACCCCUGGACAGGACGAUGUUGGAGGCAAGGGCAACAAGAGAGCAAGUUGCCGAGGCCGUCAAAGGCAAGGUACUUGGGUGGGGUUUGUGGGUUGGAAGUUGCGAAAGGAGAUGGCCGAUGGCCUCGACGCAGGACUAA